Messenger RNA from Aureobasidium vineae, 1278 nucleotides. Lineage: Eukaryota; Fungi; Ascomycota; Dothideomycetes; Dothideales; Saccotheciaceae. The record is from the annotation of a GenBank genome assembly.
AUGGACAAGGAGAAACGAACGUCGAUGUCACCUGUUGAGAGGCAGUUGAAAUCCCCGAUCGAGAUAUCAAUCACCCAUCCGUUAGAGCCUUCAACAGUGGACUACGAGCCUCGUGGCAGAUCGCGUGAGCAGUCACGAACAGGGUUCAGCAGACGGCCCAACGACUACGAGAGUAAGGUCAUCGAUGCAUACGAAGACAGGACUCUAGAUGCAUCCUCGAACGAAAGUCUAAUGGAUGAGGCCAAGCGAUUGGCCAACGAGUACCACGCCUUGUUCAAGGAGGAAGCCAAAGUUUCUGGUUUUCGAAAGCACAGCGCUUCAUCCAACAGUAUCAAGGAGAAGAUGAAGCUUGUACCACAACCACUGUUUUUCAACCCUAGACAAAUAUCCAGACAGCGAGAGCUUGAGUAUCAGAAGUCGCGCAACAAGGCUCAUUCGCCGGCAGCAAGCAAAAGUCCGAGUUCGCGGGCUGCCCCUCGCGAGCAGCGAAACAGUCCCAAAGGAAAAGAGCGCGCACUCAAAUUCCCCUACAAACUGUCUCUCACACCAGAGUCUACAGGCGCAAGACGUCGUCGCAGCACAAGUGGCAGCAUACCGAUUUCACCGCCACUCCCUAGGCACGAAGCCCCAAAGACAAAAGAGCUGCCACCUCCCGCUGUACAAAGGAAACAAAGCAUCGACGACUCUGACUCCUUCUCGGCCUUCUACCAGCGCAUCAAUGCGGGCGCGGAGCAGCUAGCUAGGGAAUAUGGCAAGGCUGGCAGUAAAGUCACUUUCGAUAUGGACACGCUACCCACUAUCCUCUCACGUCCGUCAGACGAAACCGCGCAUUCUUCGCAAGCAUCGCUUUAUGGGAAGAGGAAGCAAUCCUAUGAUAGUGGCAUCAGCAGUGUAGCUUCUUCAAGAGGCUCAAAAGCGCCCUUGAAAUCGCUCACCAACAAGAUGACUUCGGUGUUUGUGCGAAAGUCGUCGGUCAGUGCCGUGGAAGGAACGUCAAGCCUGGUCGAGAACUUCAAGCAGCGAAGACCUUCGUUCCUUGUUAUCAGUGCACCGCAACCAAUAUCAAUGGCGGAAGCGUAUGAUCCCAUGAGGUUGCAAGCAUCGUCGUCUGCAGCGUCUUAUGCUGCAAAGAAGCGGCCAAGUGUCUUUGCAGGAAUCAAAGAUCAUAGACGCGAGAGCAAGGCUAAUAAGCGGAGGGAAGAGCUCAAGAAGACUAUAAAAAUGGUACCACUGGGAGGAACGCCUCAAGCGCCGCGAAAAGAUGGCGAGUGGCUGUAG